UGUGAAAUUUGCUACUGGCGAUCCAUACGCUCCUCUUAUAUAGUCAAAGGUUCUGUCCGAUCAGCUGUUUCGCAUUUAUUUGUCAUUUAUCGUAUUUUUGCGAACGGAAUAAUGGCAUCUUGUGCGUUACUGCAACAAUGUGCAAGUGGAAUUAGUAGGAGUAGUUUUAGAUUGAGUAGGUUAUUUUCAAGUAAAGGCACAGACAUACAAAAGAAACUCGAUAUAGCGGAGCGCAAGAAUGUCCAAGAAAUUAUACAGUCGCCAGAGGAGGCCAAAUAUCUGCAAGCUUUAAAAAGUACAAUUACCGUAACAUCUGAUGAGGAUGUUGGUUAUGUAUCUGGUGUUCCUGAAGAGCAUAUCAAAACACGUAAAGUACGGAUAUAUCAACCUGCCAAGAGCGCUAUGCAAUCUGGAACGAAUAACAUUCACUUUUGGCAAAUGGACUUUGAUACACGCGAACGCUGGGAGAAUCCAUUGAUGGGUUGGACUUCUAGUGGAGAUCCUAUGUCAAAUAUAAAAGUUGAUUUCGCGACAAAGGAGGAAGCAAUUGCACAUUGCAAGAAGAUGGGAUGGGAGUACUAUGUGCAAAAGCCGAAUGUUAGUCAGCCGAAACCUCGUAGUUAUGGUAGCAAUUUCUCUUGGAAUAAACGUACUAGAGUUUCAACUAAAUAAUCUACUUAUUUAAGCUGUCGUAAUUUCAUGCAAUAGCAACAAGUCGCUAAUUGUAGUCAUCCAAAAAAAUUUUGGAACAAAUAUGUAUCAUGA
This is a messenger RNA of Acromyrmex echinatior (Panamanian leafcutter ant), 765 nucleotides long. It is a transcript of the gene ND-18, whose product is annotated as NADH:ubiquinone oxidoreductase subunit 18. Gene Ontology annotation, cellular component: respiratory chain complex I. The record is from RefSeq and is a predicted model, not a curated record. Gene Ontology annotation, biological process: electron transport chain. NCBI's taxonomy places the organism in Eukaryota, Metazoa, Arthropoda, Insecta, Hymenoptera, Formicidae.